GUAAGUUAUAUUUUCAAUAUUUCCUCCUCUCCCAAACCUACAGAUUUGAGAUACUACAUGAAGGACCAGCUUGUAUCCGAAACACAAUUUCAACUUUUAAUUAUUUCAAUUUGGUGAUAAAAUUAUUCCUUUCAAGGAUUCUGAGAAACGUGAAUCACCAAGGAUCGCUCGGGAUUGAGUUCACAGGUUUGACGUCGCCACAUGUUCUAGAGACCUUGCUUCUCAAACAUCAACAACUUAGCUGCCAAAUGUUGUUUCCUUCUGCUCUUCUCAUCAAUUUAUUUCUUAAUUUCAUGGAGAUGGUCCGUUAAUUGAAAGCUUUCGUCCUUACACAUGAAGGCAAUAUCAUAAUGGAAGGUUUAAUAUGGUUCCUUUUUGUUUAUUGCUUAGGUGGUCUCACAUUUCUUCCCCUCGUCGUAAUAGCAAUACUACUUCACGCAUACUCUACAUUCCCAGUUCACGAUGAUAUCCAUUCGCGAGAAGCUGAUGAGUCAAUCCUUCGACAUGGCGAUGAUACCGAUGCUAUUAAGUCAGCACAGAAAUCCUUGGGAGAAAAAUUCCAACUUCACAACAACCAUGAGGCAGAUGUAGCUGCUGGGUAUUUCGCUAUAUCCAGGGAAUACUCACCGGGCGGCGUGAACGGGAAGCCGCCAGAACGUGCAACACCCGUGGGGUCAGCUACAGUCUCUGCGCCCAGCCCCAGCGUUUAUCAGAGCAUGUACAGAAGCCUGUUCGAGAGGAAGACUAGCAACGGCCCGCUGGAUAAUAAGGCGGCGGGGAAACCACAGAAGAAGGGCGGGAAUGUGUUUUAUGUGGUCUUGAGGUAAUUCCAUGGGCAGCUCAAAUACCUUUGAUGUAUUAUAAGAUGUACUGACGAUUAGUUCAGGCAUGGGCAUCUGAUGCUUUUUGACGAUGAAGAUCAGCUCGAAGUUCGUUACGUAGUGUCAUUGGCACAUCACGAUGUUAGCAUCUACUCGGGACCGAAUGAUAUUACACCAGAAGGAGAAUUGUUUAUAAAAAGAAAUGCUAUUUGCUUGUCAAGGAAACAGGGUGUUGGUGAGAUAACUGCCGACGGCAAGCCUUCUCAGCCCUUCUAUUUGUUCUCCGAAAACUGCUCCGAUAAGGAAGAUUUCUAUUUCGCGCUUCUUCGAAACCAAGACUCGGACUCGACUCCAAAACCGCCGAUUCCACUGCAGUACGAUGUAAAAGAUAUCAUUACUCUUGUUCAAAGGCUGCAUUCGUCCGAAGAACAUCUUCAGACAAGGUGGAUCAAUGCACUAGUUGGCCGUGUGUUUCUUGCGCUGUACAAGACGCCAGAUAUCGAGGAUUUUAUUCGGACGAAGAUUACAAAGAAGAUAUCGAGAGUCAAGACUCCUAAUUUUUUAAGGCAAAUCGCUCUCCGCAACGUAAAUAUGGGAGAGGCAGCACCGGUAAUCACGAAUCCACGUUUGAAGGAUCUGACCGUAGAUGGAGAGCUCGUUGUAGAGGCCGAUGUUCGCUACACUGGCAAUUUCCGUCUCGAGGUUGCCGCAAUAGCUCGUCUUGAGCUUGGCGCGCGAUUUAAGGCUCGAGAAGUGGACCUAUUGUUAGCCGCUGUCUUAAAGAAGAUUGAGGGGCACAUGCUACUUCGAAUCAAGCCCCCUCCCUCAAAUAGGCUAUGGGUUACAUUUGAGACCAUGCCAAAGAUAGAUAUGACAAUAGAGCCCAUUGUGAGUUCACGACAGAUUACAUACACAUUGAUUCUUCGUCAGAUUGAGAACAGGAUCAAGGAAGUUAUCGCUGAAAGUUUAGUCUAUCCAAACUGGGACGAUUCGCCAUUUGCCAGUACUGUAGGCAAGCUAUGGAGAGGUGGAAUCUGGGCAGAUGACCGGCGCGCGGAACAUUCUCAGGAAGCCGAAGCCGUGCCCGCUGAGCAUGGAGACGUGGACGAGGUAGAGAUUUCAGAGGCUGAACACGAAGAAUCGACAUCUACGCCACAGAUUGAAAAGAGUUACAGCACUCCUGUGCUUGAUACCAAACUUUCUAACACAAUACAUUCACGCAAAGGCACAAAGUCCACUUCAAACCUCACCAACCCUUUCCCUAGCAGCUCAUCUACUGGAAUAGAUGCGCGACCUUUAACGGGCGACAAACCAAGAGUCCUUCGUUCAGGAUCCUUUGCUAAUGCGUCUAGUCCCGUCGUUACUACUGACAUAACAAACGCAGACGCUUUCAAGCCUUCGAGCCCUCCCGAAGGUGACCACGCUGCAACCGCCAUGGCUAAACUGUCCGCCAAAACGGAACUCCCUGUACAGAGUCCUACUGGGUCUCCCAACCGACCAACAAAUUUUAAACCAAGUAGUAGCCAAUCUUCAUCAUCUUCACGGGACUCCUCACAUUCCGAGAAGGCUGAUAUGAGCAAUUCCAUACCACAAGUUUCUUUGGAGCCAUCAUCACUCACGGAUACGUCUAGUAUCAAUUCUUACCCCACAAGUCCAGCAAGUUUAAGUACUACAUCAAUAAGGUCAGAAUUGUCAGCUUCUAAAAAUUUUGGCACCCCAAAACGUGAGAAUACCGCAUCUUCAACAAAAUCUUCAGCCUCGGAGAACAGACGACUGUCGCUUGCCGCUGUCACCAAUGCAGCGGCAACGGCUAAAACUUGGGGAGUAAGUUUAUAUUGUUGUCCUUUUCAGCGUUCUCAUCCAUCGUGUUUUGAGAAAUGCUUAGGCAGUGCGCCUAUGCUACAACACUACAUGCUACUCAUUUUGUUUAUGCUCGGAUUCAAUGGAAGUGCGACUGAUAUAUUUCACAGUGGAAUGCUAUUCAACGACGUAGCGAGCAGAGAGGGAGCAGCUCAUCGGGAUCAACCGAAACAACCCAGCCACGCGUCAUGGGACGCGGACAGCCGCUACCUCCUCCCGGCGUUCCUCUGCCUCUCCCAGACAAGAAAACAAAAACGGCUCCAAUCCCCGUGCCUAAGCGGAAGCCAAUGCCUCCUCCUGUUUUGCCACAAAGGCAUGAAAGAGAACCUCCAACCGGUCGCCAGCAUCACACUGCUCCACCACCGCCUUUGCCUAGGCGUAAUUCUAGGAAGGAGGCGGACACUGCAGAUGAUGGUCUUUUGAUUGUGUCAGCGCCAUCAGAACCGACAACACCGGUAACUGAAGAUUCGCCACAAUACAUGCAACCGUGGGUGGAUGAUGUGGACGAGAUGGAUGAAAACCAACAAGCUCAAGCUGACGCCCCUUCACCUGCCUCUUCCGUCGCUCGUGAGCGCCCGCAACUUCCAAAGAGGCGGCAUCCACGUCGAGUUAUCUCAAGUAGCCCUGAAGAAGACGGGCAUAAAUUGCCAUCCUGGAUGGCGGCACAAGAGCAAGAAGCUCGGGCUAAAAGUACUUUUGUCGAUGAAGAUGCAGGUCUUUGAGCUAUGUAAUAUGUUGUUGGGCUGUCAUAUUGAUUACGUGGAGCAAGUCUGGUGCAUAAACGGCGCUGUAUACAUACAAGUCUGUUGGGAUCACAUUGGACGUAAGAAAUUGGUUGGUUAUCUUAUCUUACAUUGGCAGGCGCUGUAUGGUUAUCGGUUCAUACGGAUAUUAGGUAGAACGGAAUGAUAUAAAAUGAAUUAUGAA
Messenger RNA from Sclerotinia trifoliorum, 3608 nucleotides. The record is from the annotation of a GenBank genome assembly. Lineage: Eukaryota; Fungi; Ascomycota; Leotiomycetes; Helotiales; Sclerotiniaceae.